AUGGUACGUGCAGUUCUGCCAUUCCUUCUUGUGGUAUCGGUGGUCGCCGAUUUAGAGGGACAGAUGGCCAAUUUCCAGAAGGAACAAGAGGAUGGAAGCAAUACAGAGUGUGGCCCUUCAUUCUGCUUUGAUACCCAGACAGCAAACUGUUUUCAGAAGCUACCAGCGAAGGUAUGCAUGAGGGCCAUUUACACGUGUGUCAACUACAUGUUCACGGACACGAAGCCGCAAGAGUUCUGCGACAAGGAAAGGAAGAACGGUAACUCCGCAGCAAUCGCUGCCCUGGCUUCGAAAUCCCAGCCCGAGAAGAUGCAGCACAUGCCGCUGCCGGAGGCCAUCUGGCUGAUGUCGCUCAUCGUUUUCGGUUUGGGCAUCAUCCUCAAGCAUUUCCUGGCUCGCCCGAAGGCUGAGAUCACAGGACUAAAGAUGCCAUUGCUCUGUGACGCAGUGUAA
Molecule: messenger RNA, 453 nt
Organism: Symbiodinium sp. CCMP2456
Lineage: Eukaryota; Dinophyceae; Suessiales; Symbiodiniaceae
Source: the annotation of a GenBank genome assembly